UGCCAUUUCGUGCCGAUCGCUACCUCCAGUGUGGCCGCAUACGAGCAUCCUAUCGAUCGAGAGUCGCUAUCGGGGUGCUCCCAUCCCAAUUGUUUCCUCACGUGCUUCGGUGUAGCAGCUCAAUGAAAGCUCCACCAACACAUGUAUGCCCCCUUCAUGCUCCGGGCGGCUGCCCCUGGCCCCGCGCUCCCCGGAGGCCUGACUGUGCUGUCAACUGAGGCCCGCCUGCGUUCUGCGAGUGCCUUCCCGUCCCGCGCCUGCAGCAGCUCCGCGUCGUAUGCCGGCCCGCACGCCUGGCCCCGCGUCACUCCCCUCGCGCGUUAUCACGGCUGCUGCGGAAGAUGCCCGCACCCAUUUUUUUGACUGUUACUGUGCCUGUGUUGUUUACAAAAAACCCAGACAUACGGUUUUCUAUUGCCGUCUGGCGUUCUUUAUUCGGCGACUGCUACCCUUACCUCCCCGCCCCUCCGUACCUUAAGGAGUUGGCGCUGCCCGCCAAGCUCGAAUAACUUGGCCCAGUGCACUCUUCGCUUCCGUGCUCCUUGUCGAGCCGCUUCCUCGGCCACCCGGAGCGGCCAGUCUUCCGUUGGCACCUCCCUCCACUUCUGCCCGUCCAGCGACGCCUGCCUGCAGUGGCAUGGGCGCGGCGGCGGUUGCCGCUCUUCCGGGCACGACGUUUGCCUCGGCAGCCUUGGUGGUGGCGGCGCCUCACCUGGUGCAGGCCAGCUCCACUCCCUCUUCUCCGGGUUUGCUUCUCCCGGGCUCUCCUCCCUCGGGACCUCCUUUUCCGGCCUCUUACCCUCUGCUCGGGCGCGUAAUCGCGGAUCGCGUGACUCCUGGUCCGGCGUUCUCCAGCCGAUCGCUUCCGCCUCUUCCCAAACCCGGGCUUCCGGCGCGUCCCCGGUCUCCAUCGAUGCGGGCCACGUCCACGUCACCGACUGUUGGUGCCACAGACGCCCUCCCAUCUCGAUCGUGCAGACCACCUGGCCGACGGCCGACCUGCGGAAUCUCCCACGCCUGUUGCCUGUCAUAUCGUGGGCAUUCCCCCUGCUGGGGUGGUGGUGUCGGCGUGCGAGGUUGCGGCGGUGGUGUUGACGGCGUGCGCGUCGGCCGUGGUGGCGUCGGCAGCGGCGCCAGCGCUGGCGUCAUCCGUGGUGGUGUCGGUGGCGGUGACUGGGUCGCCGUCAUCCGUGGUGGUAUCGGCGGCGGCGGCUGCCGUGGCGGCGGCGUCAACGGCAACGGCGGCUGCGGCGGCGGUGGUCGAGUCGGCGGCGGCGUCAACGGCAAUGGUGGCUGCGGUGUCGGCGGUAGCUGUCUUGCCAGUGGCUGCGUGGGCUCCGGGGCUGGUGCCCACAGUGCUUCCUCCUCCUCUUGCAGCCGAGCCAAACGCUCCUGCCAUGCGGCCUCGGCGUCGGCGACCUUUCGCGCGUCCACCAUCUGCUGGAAACGCCGCAGGGUGGCGACUCGUGCCUCCAUAAAUCGUCUCAUAUCCACCGGAUCCUCGGUCGGCGGCGCGACCCCGAGGCUUAUCCGUCCCUGACCCUGCGUAGCCCGCCGGACGCUCCGAUAAGCCAUCCGCGCCCUGGCCUUUCGCGCAGUCUCGUCCUCGUCCGAUGACACCUCCGUCGUGACCGUCUCGCCUCCGUCAUCGUCUUCCUCGCUCUCCGAGGAGAGGGUGAUGACCUCGGCCACGCCCUCCGUCUCCGCCAUUGGCUGGUCGUCCUCGAGCUCGAUGUCCGGAAUUUCCUCCGGGUCCUCUACACUUCCCGGGGAUGGAGAUCGCGACACCAGGGGUGACGCCAGGAGCUGGAGGUAGGAACCGGAAUCCCUACUCCAUAUCCCCCCGGGCUGUUCCCCGGCGCCGUUCUCUCGUACUUCCCGGACGUGAAACACGUGUGCUGCCAUGGUGAUCUCAAACUGAAAAGACCAGCUCGAGCCGCGCUCUCCGCGACGAAACCACGGUUUUGCUUCUGCUCCUUGUGCCGUUAUUCCGUGGGCCUGUACCGGUAACGGAUCUUUUCCCGUCCGUAUACUCGCCUCCCACGGAAUCCGCAGCUGUGUGUGUGUGUUAACCGUUAACGGUUCUUGGCUGCGUACCCUCCCUGUCCCGCUCUCGCGCUCUAACGGGCCUGUGUGUGUGUGUGUUGCUGACUUCUGCUUCGUAUCGAUACCUUGUAUCGUCUUCCCCCUUUCCACACCAACGAUUUGAUUUGUGUUUUUUUUUUUUUAUUCCUCGAAGUCUGGCCCUGGCCCGUCGGCGCCCGAGUUACCUCCGGGGGAGCUUCGCGGGGUAUUCAAAUGCAGAAAAGAGAGGAGCUGAUCCAGAAGGUAGCCACAGUGAUCUCCGGAGAGCUUCGUGGGAUAUUCAGGUGCAGAGAAGAGAGGAGCCGAUCUUGAAAGUAGCUACAGCUGUCAGGGAAUUCGAUCGGAUUGAAUAUU
This is a messenger RNA of Drosophila simulans, 2439 nucleotides long. Its product is annotated as loricrin-like. Bases 638 to 1540 code for a protein of 300 amino acids. The transcript is spliced from 2 exons. Lineage: Eukaryota; Metazoa; Arthropoda; Insecta; Diptera; Drosophilidae. The record is from RefSeq and is a predicted model, not a curated record.